Molecule: messenger RNA, 837 nt
Organism: Caenorhabditis briggsae
Lineage: Eukaryota; Metazoa; Nematoda; Chromadorea; Rhabditida; Rhabditidae
Exons: 3
Coding region: 1-837 (278 amino acids)
Biological process (GO): N-terminal peptidyl-methionine acetylation
Cellular component (GO): NatC complex
Molecular function (GO): protein-N-terminal amino-acid acetyltransferase activity
Source: RefSeq, a predicted model, not a curated record
AUGGCAAUCGGUGUGCAGAAGAAGGUGGCAACGCCGCUCAAUGAAAGUGUCGAGAAGGAUGCCAACCAUGUCCAACAGACCAUAGGAACCUUGAGACGGUGCCUUCAGAUUGCUGGUGUUUCCAAUAAGCCAGCCAAUCGUAGUGCCAAAAAUUCAAUCAGUGAGGACUCGAACGAUCCCGCUAUGGAAGAAUCGGUACCAGAAGCUUCCAAAUGGCCUCACUGCCAGCACAUGAUCAGCCAAGACGAGGCUCCACGUAACGACGAGUUGGCCGGACCAAACAUCCGCAUUGUACAGUACAAGGACGAAACCCAAAUCAACGAUAUCAUGCGCCUCAUCACCAAAGAUCUCAGCGAACCAUACUCCAUCUACACCUACAGAUAUUUCUUGCACAACUGGCCCGAAUACUGCUUCUUGGCUCACGAUUCGACCAGCAACGCUUACAUUGGGGCCGUUUUAUGCAAAUUGGAAAUUGAUAUGUUUGGAAGAUGCAAAGGAUAUCUUGCAAUGCUUGCUGUCGAUGAGUCGUGUCGUCGUCUCGGAAUUGGCACUCGUCUUGUUCGUCGUGCUCUGGAUGCUAUGAAAUCGAAGGGAUGUGACGAAAUUGUACUCGAAACAGAAGUGUCAAACAAGAAUGCCCAACGCCUUUACAGUAAUCUUGGAUUCAUCCGCCAGAAGAGACUUCUCAAGUACUAUCUCAACGGUGGUGACGCUUUCCGCCUUAAGCUCAUCUUCACUUCCCGUCGUGUACGCUCUGUGAUCAAUAACGAAAACUGUCAGCCGCGGUGUCGGGUCAACGAAGAUGAUACGCCAGAUGAGGAAGAAGGAAAUUAUUAA